Messenger RNA from Camellia sinensis, 812 nucleotides. RefSeq lists its product as uncharacterized. The record is from RefSeq and is a predicted model, not a curated record. Lineage: Eukaryota; Viridiplantae; Streptophyta; Magnoliopsida; Ericales; Theaceae.
GCCGUUUAAGGAUUGCUUAGGUGCCUUGGAUGGGACACACGUGCCAGCGUGCAUAAAGGAGUCGGAAGCAGCCCCGUAUUUUAGCCGAAAGGGUUGCCACACUCAAAAUAUUUUGGCAGUGUGUGAUUUCAAUAUGUGUUUCAUCUUUGUGUCAUGUGGUUGGGAGGGUAGCAUGCAUGACAGCCGGAUUUUAAACAUUGUCACCGAGGAUCCGCAAUAUAAUUUUCCAACUGCAGUGGAUGGUCGCUAUUAUCUAGUGGAUAGUAGAUAUAGUAAUAAGAAGGGAUUUCUCGCACCAUAUAAGGGCAGCCACUAUCACCAACCACACUUUCAACGUCACAAGCUGAGGAAUCGUGAUGAGUUGUUCAACCGUGCCCACUCUUCAUUGCGGAGUGUGAUUGAGCGAACAUUUGGCGCUUGGAAAUCGCGGUGGAGAUUCUUGCACAACAUGCCUCAGUUUGACUUUCGUAGAGUCCAGGUGCCGUUGGUGGCUGCAUCUAUGGCAUUACACAAUUUCAUACGUAAAAACUGCGAGGAUGAUGCGACCAUUGCUGCUGUCAGAAAUGCGGCGGAGUACACGUAUGCCGAUAUUCCCGAUCGCGCAGAUUUGGCUGCCCUAGACAAAGCCGUCGUGGCUACGGACGAGGACGUUGAAAUGGCGGAGGUGCGUCAUCGGAUAAGGGCUGAGUUAUACCAAAUUCGGCACAAUGGUAGGUAGUCGGACAGUGUUGUUUACCAUGACUGCUUUUAAAUGUUUUCCAUAGUAUGUGUUUUGUGAAAACCAUCACUAAUGUCUUGUUUUGUACUUUUGU